AUGGGAUCAUUAGCGCCCUUACCUGACAUCUACCUCCUGGAGAAGUUUCCGCCAGAGGUAGUCAGCUACUGCCAAUCUCUUUUCCGAACAGUUCUUUGGACCGAUCCGGAAGUGCUCAACUGGCGAGAGAAUGCGUCAGCGAUCCUGGUGCGCGAAAAGCUUGUCUCCGCACAAGACAUCGAAAAGGCGCAAAAGCUUCGUGCGAUCGGCAAGAAUGGCGUCGGUAUCGAUAUCAUCAAUCAACCAGCCUGCGCCAGCCGCGGGAUUCCAAUCCUCAACACACCGGGAGCGAAUUCACAGUCCGUUGCGGAACUCGUCCUGGCGCUGACGAUGGCUGUUGCGCGGCAAUUGCGGACUAUCUCGGUCAAGCAGGUGACAGAGAAGGUUGCCCUGAAAGAGGCAUGCUCAGGUGUUGGACUUGCAGGCAAGACCAUUGGGAUCGUUGGAAUGGGAAACGUCGGAGUUUCUGUUGCUCGGAUCUUUCAAGGCGGUUUCAAUGCGCCGAUCUAUGCUUACGACCCGUUCGCGCCGGCUGGAGCGUGGGGCGAUAUACCGCACACUCGAGUCGAGACCAUCGAAGCCAUGCUCCCGCACGUGGACAUGUUGACCCUCCACGUCCCCCUAACCCCCGAAACUCACAACAUGAUUGCCCUGCCGCAGUUCCAACUCAUGAAGAAAAAUGCCAUCUUGAUCAAUGCGGCACGUGGAGGCAUCGUCAAUGAAGUGGAUCUCAUGAAGGCGUUGACCGAGGGUCUUAUAUGGGGUGCAGGGCUGGACUGUCACGAUGAAGAGCCCCCGACGCUUGAAAAAUACGGUAAACUGUGGGAUACUGGACGGGUGAUUUCGACUCCACACAUUGGGAGUGCCACGGCGGAAACCCAGAUAUACACGGGCAAGCUGGCGCUGAACAGGGUACAUGAGUAUCUCACUCGAGAUGAGAGCGUGAAGAAAGAUUGA
Molecule: messenger RNA, 957 nt
Organism: Exophiala aquamarina CBS 119918
Lineage: Eukaryota; Fungi; Ascomycota; Eurotiomycetes; Chaetothyriales; Herpotrichiellaceae
Exons: 1
Coding region: 1-957 (318 amino acids)
Cellular component (GO): cytosol
Molecular function (GO): NAD binding; glyoxylate reductase (NADPH) activity; hydroxypyruvate reductase [NAD(P)H] activity
Source: RefSeq, a predicted model, not a curated record